Messenger RNA from Emericellopsis atlantica, 1086 nucleotides. RefSeq lists its product as uncharacterized. Gene Ontology annotation, molecular function: hydrolase activity; carboxy-lyase activity. The transcript is spliced from 2 exons. The coding region runs from base 1 to 1086 and encodes 361 amino acids. Gene Ontology annotation, biological process: secondary metabolic process. The record is from RefSeq and is a predicted model, not a curated record. Gene Ontology annotation, cellular component: cytosol; cytoplasm. NCBI's taxonomy places the organism in Eukaryota, Fungi, Ascomycota, Sordariomycetes, Hypocreales, Bionectriaceae.
AUGUCGAAGAUUUUCAGCGCGGCUUUGGCCAUGCUGGUGAUGACCAGGAGCACGUCCAGCUGGCGCGUCGACACACACCACCACGCGCUGCCGCCAAUGUAUCUCGAGGCGAUGGAGGCGAACGGCGGGGAGCCGACUGGGUAUCCGAUGCCCUCGUGGUCCCUGGAGCAAUCAUUAUCGUCAAUGAACAAAGUGGGAACGUCGAUUAGCAUUCUUUCACUUUCCGUGCCCGGUGUCGCCAUUGCUGGAACAGGCAUGGAGGCUCGCACCUUGGCGCGUGACGUUAAUGACUACUUUGGCAACGCGACAACAGAGAGCAAUAUUUCUGAGAGACUUGGCUUCUUCGGUGCCUUGCCGGACUGGCGCGAUGUCAACGGCACUCUCGCGGAAAUUGACUACCUGUACGAGACGCAGCAACUGGCGCAUGGAGUCUCGGCGUCCACCUCGUAUGGCGGACAACUCCUGAGCCACGACGACUUUGUGCCCAUCUGGCAGCGCCUGAACGACUACCACGCCCUUGUGUUCGUGCAUCCCACCAGCCUCCCGGGUGAACCAGGCUCCAUUGCUGGAGCCCUGCCUGAUCCCAUUGUCGAUUUUCCGCUGGCAACCACCCGCGCGGCAGUUGACCUCGUUCUGUCGGGGCGCUUCGGCCAGGUCCCGGACGUUGAUGUGAUCCUGUCUCAUGCAGGAGGCACACUGCCCUACAUUGGCACGCGCGUCAUAGGCAGCCUCGCCAUUCCCGAAGUGCGCAGCAAGGUGCAAGUCGACAUUCUCCAGGCGGCGGCAGGCUUUAAGAGAUUCUACCACGACCUGGCUCUCAGUUCGACCCCGGCGCAACUGAACGGGCUGCUCGACUUUACCGAUCCGGACAAGAUUUUGUUCGGGUCCGACUUCCCGUAUGCUGCUCAGUAUGCGAUUGAUGCGCUGGUGCUGCAGUACGAAGCCUUUGUGAGGUCGAGUCCGCGCGGCUACAAGCUCACAAACGAUGUGCUGAGGCGCAAUGCGCUACGGCUUUUGCAGAAGCAUCAGCAGGGCAAGAAAUUCGAAGAGGGGACAGCCUUUGAGGUUGUAAGUGACCUCGUGUAA